Messenger RNA from Rotaria sp. Silwood2, 733 nucleotides. The record is from the annotation of a GenBank genome assembly. NCBI's taxonomy places the organism in Eukaryota, Metazoa, Rotifera, Eurotatoria, Philodinida, Philodinidae.
AUGGCGAUGAAAUCCAUUGAUGACUCCGAGAAUGAAGUGAGUAACCUGUUAUUAUCGAUUAUUCGUCAAGGAGAUGUCAAAGCACUCGAAAGUCAUUUAUCGACAAUAUGCAAUCUUGAGAUUUACUUAAAUCGAAUAUAUGAUGAACCAGAUCAACAAAAAUGCACUUUACUUAUGAUUGCUUGUUUAAAUAAGUCCGAAGACAUGAUACAAAUAUUGCUUAAUUAUUCUGGACUCGAUCUAGAAGUGCUAAAUAAUAUACAACUCCUUGAAAAGGAUCAAAGUUUAUUAAUGUAUCAAAAUGUGACCGUUUUAUGGGCAGCAGCUGCCAUUGAUAAUUUAAAAAUCGUCAAAUUACUUGUCGAACAUGGAGCUCGAGUUAAUCACACAACUAAAACGAAUUCAACAGCAUUUCGUUGUGCUUGUUGCAAUGGUAAUAUUGAUAUGGCUCGUUAUUUGAAUGAGAAUGAUGCUGAUAUACAUAUUGCUAAAAUAAAUCAAGAAACAAAUCUUAUUGCAAGUGUUUAUAAUGAAGAUUUAAACAUGACAACUUAUCUUGUUGAUGAAUUAGGUUGUGAUGUGAAUGAAUCGACAGAUGAUGGACGUUCACCACUCUACAUUGCUGUAGGUAGUACAUCACUUGAACUAAUUCAAUUUUUAUUGAAUCAUGGUGCUCGAAAUUUUCAAGCAAAUUAUGAUCACAUGUCCCCAUUAUUGUUAGCAGCGGAAAAGA